AUGGCGUUUGAAACUAUGCACACUAUGACCAAUCUUCUGAAGGGUAGAGAAGGCCAUAUGGCUCUUAAACUAGGCAUGAGUAAAGCCUAUGAUAGGCUUGACUGGUCCUUUUUAGUAGUUGUUAUGACAAAGUUGGGUUUUGUAAAGAAAUGGGUUGAUAUUAUCAUGAGAUGUGUGACUUUAGUUUCUUACUCAAUCCUUAUCAAUGGAAUUCCUCAAAACCCUUUCUUACCAUCUAGAGGCAUUAGACAAAGGGACCAUCUCUCUCCCUACUGGUUCAUCUUAUGUGUUGAGGUUCUAACCAAGUUAAUUCAAAAAGCUGAAAGUAGAGGAGCAAUCACAGGUUUCCCUAUUGGCAGGUCAGGUUUGCACAUGAGUCACCUAUUCUUUACAGAUGACUGUCUCUUGUUUUGCAAGGCAAACCCUCUAGAGUGGAGCAGGUUACUCUUUUCAUUGGAGACUUAUGAACAAGGCUCUGGUCAAAGACUUAAUGAGGACAAAACCUUUAUCUUUUUUAGCAAAAACGUAAGGAAUGAAGCAAAGGAUCUGAACAUAGUAGUUGCAGGUAUCAAAUCUUCUCAAUCUUAUAACAAGUACCUUGGCUUACCAGCUCAGAUAGGGAGAGACGUAAUCAAAGGCUUCAAAAGUAUCAUUGAUUGA
Messenger RNA from Juglans microcarpa x Juglans regia, 660 nucleotides. RefSeq lists its product as uncharacterized. The record is from RefSeq and is a predicted model, not a curated record. The transcript has a single exon. Bases 1 to 660 code for a protein of 219 amino acids. NCBI's taxonomy places the organism in Eukaryota, Viridiplantae, Streptophyta, Magnoliopsida, Fagales, Juglandaceae.